Anarrhichthys ocellatus (wolf-eel) is the source of this 1624-nucleotide messenger RNA. Its product is annotated as T-complex protein 1 subunit gamma-like. Gene Ontology annotation, biological process: protein folding. The coding region runs from base 79 to 1596 and encodes 505 amino acids. The record is from RefSeq and is a predicted model, not a curated record. Gene Ontology annotation, molecular function: ATP-dependent protein folding chaperone; ATP binding; ATP hydrolysis activity. The transcript is spliced from 11 exons. Lineage: Eukaryota; Metazoa; Chordata; Actinopteri; Perciformes; Anarhichadidae.
CCAGCGGGUUGAUCCCUCCCUCUUCUCGUGCGUCCCAGAACCUUCCAUUCCACAAACUGUCCUGCACGCGCUGUCAAGAUGAUGGGCCAGCAGGUUUUAGUGCUCAACCACAACAUGAAGAGAGAGUCAGGACGUAAAGUCCAGACCGGGAACAUCAACGCUGCCAAGACCAUCGCUGAUGUCAUCAGGACCUGCCUCGGCCCUCGGGCCAUGAUGAAGAUGUUGCUCGACCCUAUGGGAGGUAUCGUAAUGACCAACGAUGGAAACGCCAUCCUCAGAGAGAUCCAGGUCCAGCAUCCUGCAGCCAAGUCCAUGAUCGAGAUCAGCCGCACACAGGACGAAGAGGUGGGAGACGGGACCACGUCUGUCAUCAUCCUGGCCGGUGAGAUGCUGUCUGUAGCUGAACAGUUCCUGGAGCAGCAGAUGCACCCGACGGUGGUGAUCAGUGCCUACAGACAAGCUCUGGAGGACAUGCUGGAGACCCUGAAGGACCUCAGCUCCCCUGUGGACACGUCUGACCGCUCCAUGAUGCUGAAGAUCGUCCACUCCGCCAUCAACACCAAAGCUCUGAGCCGCUGGUCUGAACUGGCCUGUGGCAUCGCUCUGGACGCCGUCCGCACCGUCGAGCUGGAGGACAACGGACGCAAAGAGAUCGACAUCAAGAAGUACGCCAAAGUGGAGAAGGUUCCCGGGGGGAUCAUAGAGGACUCUUGUGUGCUCAGAGGAGUGAUGGUGAAUAAAGACGUCACUCAUCCUCGGAUGAGACGUCUCAUCAAAGAACCUCGGAUCAUCCUGCUGGACUGUUCUCUGGAGUACAAGAAGGGGGAGAGCCAGACUGACAUAGAGAUCAAUAAGGAGGAGGACUUUAAUAGAAUCCUGCAGAUGGAGGAAGAAUACAUUCAGCACAUCUGUGAGGACGUGAUCCGCCUGAAACCAGACCUGCUGUUCACUGAGAAGGGGAUCUCAGAUCUGGCUCAGCAUUACCUGAUGAAGGCAAACAUCACCGCCAUCCGCCGGGUGAGGAAGACUGACAACAACCGCAUCGCCAGGGCGUGCGGGGCUCGUAUCGCCAGCCGGACUGACGAGCUGCGUGAGGAAGACGUGGGUACUGGGGCGGGUCUGUUUGAAGUGAAGAAGAUCGGUGACGAGUAUUUUGCCUUCGUCACCGAGUGUAAAGACCCGAAAGCCUGCACCAUCCUGCUGAGAGGAGCCAGCAAGGAGAUCCUGGCUGUAAGAAAUCUUAGUAUUCAUUUAUUGUUAUUAAUCCACCUCUCUGUGUUCAGCUCUUCAUUCUACCACUGUCACUUCCACUGCUUUCGUCUGUUUCACUGUCACUUCCACUGCUUUCGUCUGUUUCACUUCCACUGCUUUCGUCUCUUUGACUGUCACUUCCACUGCUUUCGUCUGUUUGACUGUCGCUUCCACUGCUUUCGUCUGUUUGACUGUCGCUUCCACUGCUUUCGUCUGUUUGACUGUCGCUUCCACUGCUUUCGUCUGUUUCGCUUCCACUGCUUUCGUCUGUUUCGCUUCCACUGCUUUCGUCUGUUUCGCUUCCACUGCUUUCGUCUUUCACUUCCACUGCUUUUGUCUGUUUGACUGUCGCUUCCACUGCUUUCGUCUGUUU